Molecule: messenger RNA, 2164 nt
Organism: Salvia splendens (bonfire salvia)
Lineage: Eukaryota; Viridiplantae; Streptophyta; Magnoliopsida; Lamiales; Lamiaceae
Product: dolichol kinase EVAN
Exons: 14
Coding region: 131-1864 (577 amino acids)
Biological process (GO): dolichyl monophosphate biosynthetic process
Cellular component (GO): endoplasmic reticulum membrane
Molecular function (GO): dolichol kinase activity
Source: RefSeq, a predicted model, not a curated record
CCGCGCGUAAUUCCAUCCCUCGAUUUCCUCAACCCCCAAAAAAUUCAAGCUUCAACAUCAAAAUCUCUAGCCACUGAUCCCACUCUCGGAAUUAGCAUCUAAUUGGAAAAUUUCACAGGCGAAUCAAGUUAUGGCGCCGCAGCUGUUGCGGCAGCUCAACGGCGAGAGGGCGGUGGUGUUGCUCUAUGUUGUUCGAAUUAUUUUCUCAAUUCCUUUUAGUCUCCUGCCGGAAGCUUUUUCCCUCUCUCUCCUCUUCCUCCUCGCUCUCUGCGUUGAGAUCUCCGUGGACGACGCCUCAAAUCCGCUUUCUCUUUUCUUUAGAACCAGGCCUGGAGCUUCUUCUGGAGUUCUGUUGGGUGCAGUCACGCUGCCCGGUCUCCUAGUCUCCAAGUUGGUACAAACUUCGAGAGCAAUUACAUUAGAGGAAGUUGGAAUUGAAGAGUUUGAGUAUCUGAAGUCACAGUACUGGGCUGCAUCAUCCAGUUGUGUUGCGGUGCUAAUUUUCCUUUCCCUCGUCUGUCAGCAUCAGGGCAAGAGCAAGAGCAAGACUUCCAUCAGCUCUCUUUCCAGCAGGAACCAAAUAUAUAGUUCCAUUUGUGUAAUAUUCUUUGUUGGAUCCGGCUUAGUAUCCUUAUCUGGGAAAUUGUACGGUGGCUGGGCUCCAGUUUUGGUAUCGUUAUGGGUACUUGGCCAUGGAUGGGCAGCAGUAACACUAAUUCAAAAGAUCCUUGAAACAUUUCCAGCAUGCGCUUCUAUAGGAGAAUCUCUUCUAGUGACUACAGGACUUGUACUCUAUUUUGGAGACAUGAUGGCAUAUACUACUUCAAAAAUUUCUUAUUUGGCGUCAUCCGAUGCACUAUUCAUUCAAAAUGGAAUCAACAGAAGUGAGAUAAGCACCAUUAUUCAGGGAAUGAUUUUUGGCCUCCUUCUUUUUCCUGUGUUCUAUAAAUAUGUUCUUCGGAUGGUGGAAUACUGUGUCAGCUCGGAAAACACCACAGACUUGGGAAAUCAUGAGAAGAGAAGAUCCCUUGUGUUUUAUGCUAUACUCACUUUUGUGUUGGUAGCGGUAGUUCCGUCAUGGAUGCAAUUAGUGCAUGCUUUUCACAUGCAUCCUCUUUUAUGGGUCAUUGAUUUUGUUUUAUCCGAACCGCUAAAGAGACUUACCCUAUGUGUCUAUUGGCUGGUCAUCAUAUCUGUGUCUGUUAGACGGUUUUACAGCAUAUCAAAGAACAGUAAAACCGAGAGAAUACUUCUUCGCAAAUAUUAUCAUCUGAUGGCUGUUGCAAUUUUUGUUCCUGCCCUUAUAUUCCAGCCGAAGUUUCUUGACCUUUCUUUCGGUGCAGCUUUGGCAGUUUUUCUCUUGUUGGAAACUAUUCGAAUAUGGAAAAUCUGGCCAUUAGGUCAUCUAGUUCAUCAAUUCAUGAACGCUUUUACAGAUCAUCGUGAUUCUGAUCUUCUUGUUGUCAGCCACUUCUCUCUGUUGUUGGGAUGCGCAAUUCCUAUUUGGUUGGCUUCUGGUUUUACUGAUAGGCCACUUGCACCAUUUGCAGGAAUUCUGAGUCUUGGUAUUGGAGAUACAAUGGCAUCCAUGGUAGGACACAAGUAUGGAGUUCUUAGGUGGAGCAAGACUGGAAAGAAAACAAUAGAAGGCACUGCUGCUGGCAUUACUUCUGUUCUUGCUGCUUGCUUUGUUCUACUUCCACUUUUAGCAGCAACUGGUUACAUUUUUACUAUGGUCUCUCUCUCAUACCACUGGUUUUCUUUGAUUGUAGCGGUGACCACCAGCGGGCUGUUAGAGGCCUACACGGCACAGCUCGAUAAUGCCUUCAUACCUUUGGUUUUCUAUAGCAUGCUGUGUUUAUGAAACGCAACAAGAAAUUACACUCGACUUGCAAGAGCUCAUACCCGACUUCACAGAUAAAUAUGCUGCUCAUUUUUUCUUGUAUAUAAGUAACAAAAUAGUAAGUACAGUAGCAUAUAUCACUGUCAUAAAUAUAGAGAAGUGUUCUUACUUCCCCCCAUCUUAGCUAUAGAUGGGAUGAGUAUGUUGUACCAAUAGUUUAUUUAGUAUACGAGUCAAAAUUAGCACAUGACGGCAUCCAGUUUAAUUUGUAUGAAUUUCUUUUUGGAAUAAUGAGAUAUGAAUUCGAUUCUUGCUGAAAAA